AUGACAGUUGAAUUGACAUAUGGAUAACCUAUAAAUUUCCCGUAUCGAAAUCGAAUCUGAUACAAAGUACAAUAAAUAAGGACGUUAGUUUUACAAUAAAAAAACCUAGAUAUGAGCGACUUGUCUGACUUUGGAAGUUCUAAGGCUGGAGACUCCGAACUCCAAGAUUUUCUCAUGGUAGAAAAACAGAAAGCUCAAUUCCAUGCUCAGAUACACGAGUUCAACGACUUCUGCUGGGAGAAGUGCGUGGACAAGCCAGGUGCCAAGCUGGACAGCCGUACAGAAACUUGCAUCACCAACUGUGUAGAGCGCUUCAUUGACGUAUCUCUCCUCAUCACGAACAGAUUCGCACAGAUGCUGGAAAAGGGAGGCGGCAUGCACUGACCUACUUCUCAAACUCAUUAAUUCACAACAUUGACAGUGUAGUUUAGGUCUUGAGAUGAUGUAACAUGUCGAAAAACGUUUGUUAUUGUUAAAGAUUUCUUAUAAUCUGACUUUUGCCAUGUUUUUUUAAUGUACUUAGUCAAUAAUGUGUA
This is a messenger RNA of Cydia amplana, 536 nucleotides long. It is a transcript of the gene Tim8, whose product is annotated as mitochondrial import inner membrane translocase subunit Tim8. Lineage: Eukaryota; Metazoa; Arthropoda; Insecta; Lepidoptera; Tortricidae. The transcript is spliced from 2 exons. The record is from RefSeq and is a predicted model, not a curated record. The coding region runs from base 112 to 384 and encodes 90 amino acids.